Messenger RNA from Cadophora gregata, 3660 nucleotides. RefSeq names its product poly(A)-specific ribonuclease (gene PAN2). The record is from RefSeq and is a predicted model, not a curated record. Gene Ontology annotation, cellular component: P-body; PAN complex. Gene Ontology annotation, molecular function: nucleic acid binding; protein binding; poly(A)-specific ribonuclease activity. Gene Ontology annotation, biological process: nuclear-transcribed mRNA poly(A) tail shortening; mRNA processing. The coding region runs from base 104 to 3562 and encodes 1152 amino acids. The transcript has 11 exons. NCBI's taxonomy places the organism in Eukaryota, Fungi, Ascomycota, Leotiomycetes, Helotiales, Ploettnerulaceae.
AAACGGAUCACAUCCCAGCCCGCUUUGAGGCUUUGAAGGUUGGUUGACAUUGCACUUAUUGUUACCCAGCCAUGGAUUGGUAAAACAUAGCCGAGCAGAUUUGAUGGAUGGCGAUUGGGAGGAAGUCGGGCGCUUGCUCCUUCCGCCUCCUGGACCUCAAGCGCUCCCAACGCCCGUAUCGACAUUUGCAUUCGAUAACUCGCAGGAACUGUUGUGGUGCGGGAAUCAAUUCGGACGCGUCUCUGCUUUCUACGGCAAUGAGCUCCAACGAUAUACCUCCUUCAAAUGCGGAGAUGGACCGGUUCACCAGUUGCUAUUCCACGAGAAAGGAAUUGUUGCGUUGGGGUCCAAAAGUGUACACAUGGCAAUGAGGAGGGGCCCUCCAAUAUGGCAUAUCACUCACAAUGAGAUGAAGGAUCUCCGAUGCAUGAGUUACACGAAUAAAGGGACAGGGGAGAUCCUAGUUGCCGGGCUACAAGACCAGAUGUUUAUAAUUGACGUAGAGAAGGGCACUAUCGUCAAGCAGGUCCCAACCAGUGAUCAAUAUACUAUGAUGAGGAGGAGUCGAUAUAUUUGCGCCGCCACUCAGAGAGGCUCCAUCAAUAUACUAGACCCUUCAGACUUUCGUGUUAUCAAAGUCUGGAAUGCCCAUUCCUCCCUGAUUCACGAUAUGGAUGCACAAAAUGACUUCAUUGUCAGUUGUGGAUGCCAACUACGACAAGGGCAGCCGUAUAUUCUAGAUGUGAUGGUCAAUGUCUUUGACCUGAAGAACAUGGUUGCCUCGAGUCCGGUUCCGUUUCCUGCUGGGGCAGCAUACCUACGGAUGCAUCCGCGAAUGUCAACAACACUGAUUGUUGUAUCCCAGCAUGGCCAAAUGCAUAUAGUUGAUCUCAUGAACCCGAAUUCAAGCAACAUAAAGCAAGUAAGCACUCUGGCCUACAUAAGCAUGAUUGAAAUUGCACCAUCUGGAGAGGCGGUUGUCCUAGCAGAUGCUGAAUGUAACAUCCACCUGUGGGGAUCUCCUUCGAGAAUGCGUUUCGGAGAUGUCAGUAAUCCAGUAGAAUUUGCUGAGCCGGAAGAAUCCCAUAUCGAGGUUGAUUGGAGUCCCAACACACCUUUGAGUAGCAUCGGCAUGCCAUAUUAUCGUGAGCAACUGCUCUCAUCAUGGCCUAGCCACUUGGUCUUUGAAACUGGUGCUCCACCUCCAAAGAUAGACCAGCAGUUUCUGUCGUCGUUGAAGGUGACUGAAUGGGGUGGAUACGGACGCAACAACCGCGCCACGAAGAGAAACCAGAUCGAAAAUACUCGAACGUUUGAGAAGACUCCUGCCAGCUUGCAGGCGCCCAAGUUCCUCAGUGAGAAGGCGAGAGAGGCGUCCAAUGACGGAUCUGGUGAACGUCGAUCUAGCACCGCCGAUGACAUUGGGGCCAAUGAGGUUUUGAGUCUGAAAGCAGAUGUUCCCGUAUGGUAUGAAAAUGUAGAGAUCAAGUACAGCAAAUUUGGUGUGGAUGACUUUGAUUUCGGAUAUUACAACAAAACAAAGUAUUCUGGACUGGAAAUUCACAUCCCAAAUUCCUACGCCAAUCCAUUGUUGCAGAUCUUACACUUCACUCCUCUCAUCCGCAAUCUUGCUCUGCAACAUACCGCAACAAGGUGUGUCAAUGAGCUGUGCCUGCUGUGUGAGAUGGGCUUCUUGUUUGACAUGCUUGAAAGGGCUGAAGGGUCUAUUUGCCAGGCUACCAACUUCUUGAAGACUUUCAGCUACCAGCCACAAGCUGGACCACUGGGUCUGUUGGAAGAGGAUGCAUUAGGCUCUUCCCUCACAACUAUGUUGCAAGGGCUGAACCGCUUCUUGUUGGAUCGACUAACACAAGAUUGGAAAAGUAUACUUCCACAGAAUCCAGUAUUUGAUCAGAUUUUGGCAACUUCGGCAACAACUGGGAUUCGCUGCAUGGCAUGCCGAAGCGAACACACCAGACCUGGGACUACUACCUUUGUCAAUGAAUUACUUUACCCACUGCCCAAAAUCCUCGUGCGAAAUGCAAGAGCCCAGAAGCCAUCGUUUUCCCAAAUUCUCAAAUCCAGUGUUGAACGGGAGACAACCAGUAGAGGAUGGUGUAGUAGAUGCCAGAGAUACCAAUCUCUUGCGACCAAAAAGACCAUCCAUGGUGUACCAGCUAUCUUGAUGCUCAAUGCUGCCGUCAACAGUCCCGAAGCCAAACAAUUCUGGGCUGUGCCAGGAUGGUUGCCAGAAGAAAUCGGGAUAAUUAUCGACCAAGGACAGUUCUUCUGCUACCAGGGUGAUGACUUGAAGCUCCAUAUUCAAAGGGGCAUGCACAAUAUAACGGUGUACUCUUUGGUCGGAGUGGCUGCCGAAAUUAUGAGCGGUAUAAACCAGAAAGCACAUCUUGUUUCACUUGUAAACGUCGCCCACUCACUCCAGACUAAGCCAGAGGAGAGUAGAUGGCAUCUGUUCAAUGAUUUUCUGGUACGCCCUAUCAAAGCGGCGGAGGCACUCACUUUCAACACAACUUGGAAACUACCUUCUGUGAUCACGUAUCAAGUCAAGGCAUAUAACAAUAAGAUCGACGAUAUCUGGAAACAAACAUUGGAUACUAAAGUUCUUUACAUGGACACCAAUGCCAACCCUGUGAAAACAUAUCGACCUCUAGCAUUCCCCCAAGAGGCCCCAGUCGAGGGGACCAUAAUUGCCCUCGACACCGAAUUCGUCUCCGUCCGCCGCCCCGAGAUAGAAGUAAAUGCGAAAGGAGACCGCACAACCGUCAGACCUAUCGUAUAUGCCCUCGCCCGGGUUUCAGUCGUCCGCUGCUCUGGCGAAGACGAAGGACUCCCCUUCAUCGACGACUACAUCCACAUCCGAGACACCGUAGUCGACUACCUAACCGAGUACUCGGGCAUCCGAAAAGGGGAUCUUGACCCUGGAGUCUCCAAGCACAACCUUGUCGCUCUAAAAGUUGUAUACAAGAAACUAUGGAUCCUGCUCAACCUCGGCUGCCGCUUCCUUGGCCACGGUCUUAAGCAAGACUUCCGCGUGCUGAAUGUCCACAUACCCAAGAGCAAAGUCAUCGACACUAUCGAUCUCUUCUACAGUGCUUCACACCUCCGCCGUCUCUCCCUCUCGUUUCUGGCAUCUUACCUCCUGAAAGAGGAAAUCCAACUCGAGACCCAUGAUAGUAUUGAAGAUGCACGCACCGCGCUCAAACUGUAUAAAAAGUUCCUGGAGUUUCAAGAUGCAGGGAUCUUGGAGCUUAUGAUUCAGGAUAUCUAUCAGAAUGGGAGGAGUAUGGGCUUUAAGGCUCCCGCCGCGAGAAAAGACGGCCUUCUGAUUGAAAGGACACAAACACCGGAGUUGGGCGUUGAGGGGGCGCAUCAUGGAGGUGCUGCUUCGGGGUCAAGAUCAGGUCCUACGACACCGAUUAGGAAACCGAUUGGAUUGGCGCCUGGCACCGGGAGUACGACUUUUAGUUCCGGGUGGACGCCUGGGAAAGGGGGAGCUACGCCUGGGAAAGGGGGAGCUUUGGGUGGAUCGCCUUUGAGGUAGGUAGACUGUAAGGUAGGGAAACUUAAAGUAUUAUAGAUACUAGAUGGAAGCAUGGAGGAAUGAAAGGAGCACUGCUAUUGUGAUGAUCAUCUGACAAA